CUAUCUGUCUCCUUCCGUCCUUAUCCACAGACCCAGGCCAGCACGCUUCUUCCUCGCCGUUAGGCUCCUCCAGCGCCGCGUGAAGCCCCCACCGGCCACCGCGCUGUCCUGCUGUUUCGCUCCGGCCGCGUAGUGCGAGGCUCCACCGCUCCUCUGCUGCUUCACUUCGAACCUGCCGCACGAGGCCCUCGCCGCCCUGCUCCAUCGCCAUCGCGUGCUGCUUCUCCACCGCCCUUCGCUGUUGCAGGCGCGCCUCUGCCCUUCCUCAACAUUGUAGGGCGCCGUUGCCUUCCCCAGCGCGCCAUCAACGAGCAAGGUCCGGGUUGGGGCAUUUUCGCUUUCGCCUAGGACGAUAGGAGGUGGGGGUGAUUGGUGAAGCCGCGGGGAGCCAGAUUUUUCAGCUCCGCCCGUUUAGCGUGAGCCGUUUCGUAGCAUCUCUCCGGCUUCGUUGGUAAAGUCAUUUUGAGCAUGCCCUUUUGGCAGGGCUUCAUCUGAAGCCGGUGAAAAAGCCCUGCCAAAGAGGGCCACAGGUUUCCCGUUAUUCGGCGCAGUUUUUUGGGCCAGGCCCGUCCAGGCCCAUUAUCAACUGAGCCCAGGAAUAUCUACGCGUUCCAACCAGUAUAUCGUUGUCGUUCGUCGGCCGUUGCUUGUCCACUCCACCCGCCCACCACCAUGCUCUCCGCCAUGGCCGCGCGUCCCGUGACCGUAGCGAGCAGCUCACCCCUCCUUCGUCUCCCAGCCCAGGCUGCUUCUGCUGCUUCCGGCACCUCCUCUUCCCCUGUGGUUCGUGGAGUCAAAUCGGAGGCGGCAGCGAAGCGCUCGCUCCUUCGUCGGUGCCCCAUGCUGCUGACCUCUGUGGCAGUGGGCAGUCUGGUUGCUGCUGGCGCUGCAAAUGCUACUGAGCUAUUGGAUCCUAUGCACGGAUCAUCAGGACUCCUCUUGGCUGACCUUGGCAUUGGAGAUUGGUUUGGAGGUUUGCUGUUUUCAGCUGGGCAGCAGGCUAAUGAGGCUGUUCAGGAUCAGCUAUCUGCUCUCAGUUUCUCUAGCUUAGCAGUCAUUUUUGGCGCUGGACUUGUAACUAGUCUGUCUCCUUGUACACUCAGUGUUCUACCAUUGACUCUAGGAUAUAUAGGGGCAUUCGGUUCUGGGAAAGGCCAGGCUGAGGUUGUUGGAAAUUCAAUAGCAUUUUCAUUAGGACUGGCAACAACCUUAGCUAUUCUUGGUGUUGCUGCCUCUUUUGCUGGAAAGGCUUAUGGGCAGGUUGGGCAAGGACUCCCAGUGGCUGCUUCUGGGUUGGCCAUUGUCAUGGGAUUGAAUCUUCUGGAGGUAGUUGAGUUGCAACUUCCCUCGUUUUUCAGUGAUUUUGACCCACGAACUGCUGCAGCUAACCUCCCUUCAAGUGCACAAGCAUAUCUUGCUGGUCUUACAUUUGCAUUGGCAGCAUCACCUUGCAGUACACCUGUUCUAGCUACCCUUCUGGGAUAUGUGGCCACUUCAAAAGAUCCAAUUGUUGGAGGAAGCUUGUUGUUGACAUAUACGACUGGCUAUGUUGCACCUCUUCUUAUUGCAGCUUCCUUUGCUGGAGUAUUGCAGAGUUUGCUGUCAUUCAGAAGAUACUCAGCAUGGAUAAACCCAAUCAGUGGUGCAUUUCUUCUUGGUGGAGGAGUUUAUACCUUACUGGACAGGGUGUUUCCUGCAACAUCCAUGGUAAUGUAGUCCUUGCUGGACAAGAACUGCAUGGCAACGAUCUGUUGAACAUGAUCCAAAUGUAAGAAGAAAAGUAGCUAACUUAUGCUAACAAUGUGUAUAGUUAUGUACAGUGGCUCGGGACAACCAAAACAUCUUGACCUUAAUAGACUGUUUGGGCCUCGAUAAUUAGAGCUUGGAGGUCUACUCUGCUAAAAUUUUAUUCCUGGAUAUUUUAUCAUGUUCUAAUAUCAACUGUGCGAAACUUCAGCUGGC
Molecule: messenger RNA, 1962 nt
Organism: Setaria italica (foxtail millet)
Lineage: Eukaryota; Viridiplantae; Streptophyta; Magnoliopsida; Poales; Poaceae
Product: cytochrome c-type biogenesis ccda-like chloroplastic protein 1
Exons: 12
Coding region: 673-1716 (347 amino acids)
Biological process (GO): cytochrome complex assembly
Cellular component (GO): membrane
Source: RefSeq, a predicted model, not a curated record